Molecule: messenger RNA, 1966 nt
Organism: Chanos chanos (milkfish)
Lineage: Eukaryota; Metazoa; Chordata; Actinopteri; Gonorynchiformes; Chanidae
Product: calpain-5-like
Exons: 12
Coding region: 1-1932 (643 amino acids)
Biological process (GO): proteolysis
Cellular component (GO): cytoplasm
Molecular function (GO): calcium-dependent cysteine-type endopeptidase activity
Source: RefSeq, a predicted model, not a curated record
AUGUUUUCUUCUGUUACUCCAUAUAAAAACCAACGCUAUACCGAGAUCAAGAAGCAUUGCAGAGAGGACAAAAGGCUGUUUGAGGACCCAGAGUUUCCCUGCACUAAUGAAUCGCUGUUUUACCAGAAGCCCCUCCCAGGGAGGGUGGAAUGGAAACGCCCAGGAGAGAUCAGUGAGGAUCCGCACUUGUUUGUGGAGGGGAUCAGUUCUCAUGACCUGAAUCAGGGUGAGGUGGGGAACUGCUGGUUUGUGGCAGCAUGUUCCUGCCUGGCCCUUAAGCCUGACCUCUGGCAGAAGGUCAUUCCUGACUGGAAGGAGCAGGAAUGGGAUUCCAAAUAUCCAGAGAACUAUGCAGGAAUCUUCCACUUUCAGUUCUGGUUGUUUGGAGAAUGGGUGGAUGUUGUGGUGGAUGAUCGCUUGCCCACCAUCAAUGGGAAACUCAUCUACUGUCACUCAAAAGACAGCAAUGAGUUCUGGAGUCCUCUUUUGGAGAAGGCCUAUGCAAAACUGUCAGGCUGUUAUGAAUCUCUGAGCGGCGGGAACACAGGAGAUGCAGUGGUGGAUUUCAGCGGCGCCGUUACAGAACCCGUGGACCUGGUAGCAGAAGGUUACAGUGACAAGCCCAAGGAGAGAGAGGCGCUGUUUGAUGACUUACUCAAAGUCUAUGAAAGAGGGGGCAUUAUCAGCUGCUCUAUAAGGGCAUCGCCGGAUGAGUUUGAGGCUCGCAUGGCCUGUGGCCUGGUGAAAGGUCAUGCGUAUUCGGUGACGGCGGUGAGGAAGGUGCGGCUGGGACACGGCUUGCUGGCGUAUUUUAAAAACGAGACGAUCCCACUGAUCCGCAUGAGAAACCCGUGGGGAAAACACGAGUGGAACGGGCCGUGGAGCGACACAUCUGAGGAGUGGGCCAAGGUUGGGGAUAUGGAGCGGGGAAAUUUGGACAUUACAGUUGCAGAUGAUGGAGAGUUCUGGAUGUUGUUCGAUGACUGGUGUAAGUACUUCACAGAUGCAGAUGUGUGUCGUCUCAUCAACACGUCUGUGCUGAGCAUCCAUAAGACCUGGGAUGAAGUGGUGCAUUUUGGGAGUUGGACGAAGCAUGCUGAGCCUCUGAAGAACCGCUGUGGCGGCUGUAUGAACCACAGAUCAACCUUCCUCCAGAACCCUCAGUACCUGUUUGAUGUGACUAAAGAGACAGAUGAGGUGCUGAUUUCCCUGCAGCAGAGAGACAUGAGGAUGCACAGGCGUCGCGGGGAGGGAGAGAACCUCUCCAUUGGCUUUGCCUUGCUUCAGGUGGAACUGAACAGGAAGUACCGUAUGCAUGACAUCAUCACACAGCAGAACGUUGCCACGUCAACAUACAUAAAUGCACGAACCGUGUUCAUGAGGAAAACUCUGCCCAAGGGCCGUUACAUCAUCAUUCCCUCCACCUUUAAGCCAGGCAUCAUGGGAGACUUCAUGCUCCGUGUGUUCACCGAUGUUGACUCUGACUGCAGGGAACUGGUGGAGGACAAGCCCCGUGUUCGCUGCUGGUCGUCUUUCCUGGGCUAUCCUCAGCUGGUCAGUCAUGUGUAUGUUCACAAUGCAGAGGGGCUGCAGAAGCAGGACAGUAACGGAGGUGCCGACCCAUAUUUGAUCAUCUCCUGUGAGGGCCACAGCAUCAGAUCCACAGUGAAGAACGACACACUGGAACCAGUCUUCCAAACUAGAGCUGUUUUUUACCGAAAGAAACCCCGUCAACCAAUCACAAUUCAAGUGUGGAACAGUAACGCGAUAAAGGAUGAGUUUAUGGGUCAGGUGGUUCUGACGGCCACUCUGAAGGACUCAAUGGAGCCCCAGAGACUUCAGCUGCGGAAGAGAGGGACUGAAAUGGCCAAUGAGAUGCCAGGGAUUAUAAACCUUAGAGUGGUCAGCUCCAGAGAACUCACUGCUCUGUAACUCCUAACUCUGAGACCUUGCUCUACCAGCAAAA